Molecule: messenger RNA, 1306 nt
Organism: Diachasma alloeum
Lineage: Eukaryota; Metazoa; Arthropoda; Insecta; Hymenoptera; Braconidae
Gene: Oda
Product: ornithine decarboxylase antizyme 1
Biological process (GO): positive regulation of protein catabolic process
Cellular component (GO): cytoplasm; nucleus
Molecular function (GO): ornithine decarboxylase inhibitor activity
Source: RefSeq, a predicted model, not a curated record
UUUUUUGUAGUGCAAAGUUUAAAGUCUGAAGUUGAAGUAUUUUGAAUAAAAGUGUUUGUGUGCUCUCUUAAGCACUUGUGUUGAAUUUAUUUCACAAUUCAACCCUUCCAACCAAAUAUUCUGGGAUUAAACAAUUGGACUUCGAUGGAGUGCUCAUCAGAGCUUUGGCGGCAAACGAAUCUACAGUCAAAAAUUGGCGCUCUAAAAUUUAUUGGCGCUACUGUCCUCCUAGUUACUUCGGUAGGACAUAACACACAUUCUGGGAACGUAACUUACUGUAACUUACGACGUGACGUGUAUCUACACAACCACAUUUUUAUUAUUUCUUUCUCAAAGCAAUAACCGAGGAGGUUUUCACACUGAGUUGAAUCAAAUCCAUCAAGAUUUUACGAAAAAAGAAGUAUGAGUAUUAGUUCUGUUCUUACGUUGAGUAAUUGGAAAAGUAAUAAAAACGAUCAAGCCAUGCCGAGUUUAAUUUCUAGUAAUUGUGAGUCAUCAAGUAAAUCCAUGGAAGAGACCCUCGAAGAGACCAUCGGGGCCCAGCAAUACUACUCCAUAACGCUGGGUGUGGGGCCUCUGUGGGGUCCUGAUGCGCCCCAUGCCGCAUUGUCUGUAUCUGCAGUCAACACAGAGAGCCGCGGCGUGGGGAUUAAACAGAGUCAGCUCUCUGUGAGCUCACACAUUGUUUCAGAGGAGGAAUUAUUGAAAGCUAUUAAGGAUAAUGAGUCGCUACGUUUGAAGUUCACUCUACAUUUAACUGAGACAACUUCAGUCGAAUGGGAGACACUGAUAUGGCGAGGUACACUCUAUAUCGGGGUGCCAAGCUGUCUUCUUCCCGAGGGCUCCAAGGAGGGCUUCGUGUCGCUCUUGGAGUACGCAGAGGAGGUACUUCGGUGCAACAACAUUGUCGUUUGUCUACGCAAAGAUCGUUCUGAUCGAGCAAUGCUGGUUCGUACCUUCAUGUUCCUGGGUUUCAACGUCCUGCCCCCGAAUCACGCACUUGUUCCACCCAAUUGCGAUUCGGGUAAUCUCUACAUGUUGUACACUGUCGAGUAAUUCAUCAAACUCCCGAAUUUAUCCCUUCGAAAAUUCAUAACCAACUGAAGAAAAAAAAAUCCUCUACAUCAAAGAAGAAUUAUUACAAUUUUCAUUUCUGCUGCGUGCGCAUGUGCUGUAGUUCUCGAUACAAUCAACAUUGUCGAAAAUUACUGAGCAGCAUCGUUAUUUUCUCCGUUUGGAAAAAAAUUUAAUUUUUGUCAUUCCGGCCGUAAGGCAGCGUUUCACGGACGCUCUGCUUCGCUCCGCA